ACCAAACUGAUGAGUCAAGAUCCCCUGUGAUCUCAAGAAAACUGCGCCCUAUGCACUACCCCAUGCCCAAAUGACAUGGGGUAUGAAGGGAACAGCCCUGAACCAAAUACCCGAUGCCUAUGGUAUCCUACGGUAUGCCUACCCUACGAUACUCGCAUGGGUUGUGAAAGCAAUAAUACACCGCCGCAUGCCUAUGAUACUCACCACACACCUCAAAGCUACACAGCUUGUAACGACCGGUAUACCGGUACAAUAUCUCCUAUGUUGCAGAAAAAGCCGGGUAACUUAUCAUCCGUUUUCGGACGCUUCCCCUUUUUGUCCCCUGUUAACCUACCGACUAUCUCCGAUCGGUAUCGUUAUCUCUACUGCCACCUUUUCUUCCCUUCAUUUCCUCCUCCCUAUUCUUCUCCUUAUUCCUAAUGAUUCUGAACCCCACUGCAUCCUCACAUUCUUUCUGAAAUCUAGUCUUUGGGACUUGAUACACCGUUUUCGGUUCACACGCUGCACCUUGCCUUUCUCGCUCUUUUCCAUGUCUAGCGCGAGAAGGCGGCCUUCCCUCUGGUCACACUUCUCGUUCCAGCGUAAACCCGCACGAUCAUCGAGUAUAUCCUCACAGUUACGACCUUCUGACGACCGGUACGAGAAAUCCGGACGUCACGCAGAGUUAAACCCAGCGUUUCCGAGCAUGUCGAAUCGAUGGUUAAAAACCUUGUCAGUGGCUGUUAUUUUUGCCCUCGCUUUAUUCAUCCUUGCCCCUAAGGACAAGUCCAGUGCAACCUCUGAAUAUGUAGGAGAUGAAUUGGGCUUUUUAGCAGACAAAACUCAAAAUAUAUCGAACAGCAGAGUUAUACCCAAUACCAACCCUACCACGCCGGCCUCUAGCGGCCAAGGCCAAGUCGCCCUUGAUGACGAGUCGGGAACUAAGAGCUGCACAAGGUCAAGCUCCGCGAAGAAGCCUAUCGUGCAAUAUGCUAUCAUGGUCGAUGCAGGAUCUACUGGAUCGCGAAUUCACGUCUACCGCUUCAAUAAUUGUGGUGCCACCCCUGAGUUGGAGAGUGAAGAAUUCAAGAUGAUCACUCCUGGACUUUCUUCUUACAAAGCGGAUUCUGAGGCUGCUGCCAAGAGCUUGGAUACUUUGCUUGAGGUAGCUGUCGAGAAGGUCCCGGAUAAGCUGAAGGGAUGUACACCGAUUGCAGUGAAGGCUACUGCUGGAUUGCGGCUCUUGGGUGACGAGAUGAGCCGAAAGACCUUGGAUGCUGUUAGACAGAGACUUGAGACUCGUUAUCUGUUCCCGGUCGUUGCUGGUGAUGGUGUAUCCAUCAUGGAAGGAAAGGAUGAAGGUGUCUAUGCCUGGAUCACCACCAACUAUCUGCUUGGCAAGAUUGGUGGUCCCGAGGAUACUCCCACCGCCGCAAUCUUUGACCUCGGAGGUGGAUCAACACAAAUUGUCUUCCAACCCACUUUUCCCUCGAGUGGUGGUGGGAUGCCCGAGCACCUUGCACCUGGAGACCAUAAGUACGCCCUGAACUUUGGUGGGCGCAACUUCGAUCUCUAUCAACAUUCUCAUCUCGGAUAUGGUCUCAUGGAGGCUCGUCGCUCCAUCCACAAAUUGCUCGCUGAGACACAAAAGAAGGAAGGUGAUGAGGAUUGGGCCAACAAGCCAAUUGUUAAUCCUUGCAUUAUUCCCGGCAUGUCCCGUGAGGUCACUGUCAAGAUGGGUGACGAUGAAGAAGUUAAGCUUAACAUGACUGGCCCUAGCGAGCCUUCCAUGCCUCAAUGUCGAUACCUUGCCGAGACUACUCUUAAGAAGGGCAAAGAAUGCAAGCUUACCCCUUGCUCAUUCAACGGAGUUCAUCAGCCUUCUUUGGCAAGGACUUUUGCAAAGGAGGAUGUCUAUAUUUUCUCGUACUUCUUCGACCGUACUCGCCCUCUUGGUAUGCCAGACAGCUUUACGUUGAAGGAAAUGACUGAGACCACAACCAGGGUCUGCGGCGGUAAGGACUCAUGGGAUGUUUUCCAAUCCAUUGAUGGUGCCAUGGCCGAGUUGUUGGACCGACCAGAGUACUGCUUAGAUCUAAACUUUAUGCUUGCAUUGCUUCACACUGGUUAUGAGAUGCCUCUUGAUAGAGAAGUUAAGAUUGCAAAGAAGAUUAAGGGCAAUGAACUUGGUUGGUGCUUAGGUGCUAGUCUUCCACUUCUUGACCAAGGAAACGGGGGCUGGCAAUGCAGAAUCAGAGAAUCGUCAUAACAAAAGAAAAACGAGUUUUAGAGUUUUAUUUCUACUUUGUAAUCUGCACGAAUGUCUUUUUCCCCAUUAUUCUUUUUCUUCCAUCAUACUUCAUAUUCCCCCCUCCCCCCUCCCUCCCCUUUUUUUUUUGGUUCAAUAUGUUAGCGAUAAAUUGUCUGUUAAUUUUUUCUAGCUUGAUACGGAAGCACAUGGUCUGAGGGGUUGCUAGGCAUAGAUGUGAUAGCACAUCAAAAAAGAGAUGUCUAAUUAUCAAAUUACCAUGACCGUAUCCUCGCGAUAAA
This is a messenger RNA of Tuber melanosporum (Perigord truffle), 2529 nucleotides long. RefSeq lists its product as uncharacterized. NCBI's taxonomy places the organism in Eukaryota, Fungi, Ascomycota, Pezizomycetes, Pezizales, Tuberaceae. The record is from RefSeq and is a predicted model, not a curated record. Gene Ontology annotation, molecular function: UDP phosphatase activity; GDP phosphatase activity. The coding region runs from base 530 to 2248 and encodes 572 amino acids. The transcript has 3 exons. Gene Ontology annotation, biological process: nucleoside diphosphate catabolic process; protein N-linked glycosylation. Gene Ontology annotation, cellular component: Golgi apparatus; membrane.